AUGGUGUUUGAAGAAAGGACAGAGAAAAAUGGAGUGAAAUUCAUCGCCAACAUCACGCGUGUCCCAGAGGUUACACAUUCUUUCUUCGAGUGGAAUUUUGUGCCACCUACCUACUUCUAUAGGUCAACGAUGGCAGGAAGUUCUAUACAAGAGAAAUUGAAAAGCCAAGAAGAAAGGGAUAUAUUUGAGAUCACGAAGCAUGACAGUGUCUAUCACUCGUUCGCCAACGUUUCUAUGACAGAAAUUGAGACCAGCAAACGUGUAAAGGACGCUAUGAAGAAACUACAACCAUAUGCUGUACCUAAACUGGAGACACUGAGACAUGGUGCUAAUCAGUCAGAUAUCGAAAAAUACAGACAAUACUUAAAAAAUCUGGACAUCAUGGGCAUGACCAUGCCUGCAUUUUUAAGUGAUUAUAAGAACCCAUGUUGGAAGGAAGCACCGGGUCCGUCGUCUUACUGUAGACUUUUAGCUCCAAAGAAAAGACAUUCGCCAGUUCGAGCCACUCCAGUUCUGCGCUGCUUGCCGUACUUUAUUUUCAUUGGUCAACCCAAAUGUGGCACAACUGGCAUAUACCAUCGUCUUGGAAAACACCCGGAUGUGACUCUACCUAACAAUAAGGAACCUUUCUGGUUCAACAGGAAGCGGUUUUUUAAAGAGUGCUCCUCGGUGUCGACGUAUUUGGAUUUUUUUCAAAGACAUACUGAAAUCAUCGAGAGAAGAUUCCAGGAAAAUGGUUCGACAAAUGUACAGUUUCAUCACAUGGUUACAGGAGAAGGCAGUGUUGACAUCAUGUGGGACAACCAUCUAUGGCAGGAUCUUCCCCGCAACAGCAAGUGUACAGAGCCUUGUCUCACAAACGCUGACUACAUACACCACCUCAACCCCGGCACCAAGAUCAUUGUGGCUCUCAGGAAUCCUGUAGACAGAGUCUAUUCCGACUACCUCUAUGAGCUCAAAUAUCUCAAAUACAAACCAGACACAUUGGAUUUUCACAAGAGGAUCAUCCAGGCUAUUUAUCGUUUCAAGGGUUGUUUGAAACAUUAUUCUCUAAGACGCUGUGUAUACGACUCCAAACUGGAGAACGCAAUGUCCUUUGUUCGUCCAAUCAUUGGAAUAUACCACGCCUUCCUCGAGGAUUGGUUGAAAGUUUUUCCACGUGACCAGGUACACGUGAUCAGGUUUGAGGAUUACGUAGCCAACACACGUGGAGAGAUGGAAAAACUGUUCGACUUCCUUUCUCUGAGUCAACUUUCUGAAUCUCAAUGGAUGGAUGUUCUCAACAAAACGCAAUCCAAUCCACGACCCAAGUCCAGCCGAAACACGGGCAACAUGAACAACGAUACCAGGACGAUAUUAGAGGAGUUCUAUGAACCUUAUAACCAGAGACUUGCCCAACUGUUAGCAGACGAAGCAUAUUUAUGGAGAGAUUGA
Molecule: messenger RNA, 1434 nt
Organism: Haliotis rubra (blacklip abalone)
Lineage: Eukaryota; Metazoa; Mollusca; Gastropoda; Lepetellida; Haliotidae
Product: carbohydrate sulfotransferase 15-like
Exons: 8
Coding region: 1-1434 (477 amino acids)
Biological process (GO): hexose biosynthetic process
Molecular function (GO): N-acetylgalactosamine 4-sulfate 6-O-sulfotransferase activity
Source: RefSeq, a predicted model, not a curated record